Dichotomopilus funicola is the source of this 828-nucleotide messenger RNA. Its product is annotated as glycosyltransferase. Gene Ontology annotation, cellular component: UDP-N-acetylglucosamine transferase complex. The record is from RefSeq and is a predicted model, not a curated record. Gene Ontology annotation, molecular function: hexosyltransferase activity. Lineage: Eukaryota; Fungi; Ascomycota; Sordariomycetes; Sordariales; Chaetomiaceae. Bases 1 to 828 code for a protein of 275 amino acids. Gene Ontology annotation, biological process: dolichol-linked oligosaccharide biosynthetic process. The transcript is spliced from 3 exons.
AUGAACCCCGUCGACGCGGCCGUUGAUGGAUCGCAGGCCUCAGAUCCCCGUGGCGAUCGCCUUGGCGGUGGUGCGUCCCCCGUCCCGGGCCGUAGGUGCUUUGUCACCAUCGGUGCCACGGCUGGGUUCCGCUCCCUCGUCGAGGAGGUGAGCACCCCUGCGUUCCUCGCGUGCCUCGCGGCACACGAGUUCACCUCUUUGGAGGUGCAGUGCGGGCCAGACUUGGCCUUCUUUGAGCAGCGGGUCGCCAGUCUCAGCGACGAGGAGAUGUGUGGCGUGCUUGUCCACGCGUUUGACUACACGGGCGACAUGCACGCCCACAUUCUCCUCUGCCGCGGCGAGGCCGGGGCUCGUCCGGCGGGUUGCGUCAUCUCUCAUGGUGGCACGGGAACCAUUGGAGAAGUGCUUGGUGUCGCGGCCCCACUGAUUGCGGUCGCCAACCCGACGCUCAUGGACAAUCACCAGCUCGAGCUAGUUGAGGAUCUUGAGGAGCAGAAUCUGGUUGUCCACGGGCAGAUUGGUUCACUCCCCGCCGCCAUCCAUCGCAUCGUCCAGCUCAUCCCCCAAGGCACGUUAGAUGAUUUGCCGCCGUAUCAGCCACCGCCGUUUCCUGUUGCCGCUGCCGACCGUUUUACGCUCUUCGAUUGGAUGGUACUAACCUGCUACCCAGAGGAGCUUGCCGCCCAGACGCGGGCCCUGGACCUGGGGGAGUCCGCAGCCGAGUCUGCGGCCCAUCAACAGCAGCAGCAACAGCAGCAACACCUCGUGGGCACGGAGAGCGCGCGUGCCAGCAGCCGGGAGGACGACGCUCUCCUCCAGCUCGAUUAG